Molecule: messenger RNA, 798 nt
Organism: Nerophis lumbriciformis (worm pipefish)
Lineage: Eukaryota; Metazoa; Chordata; Actinopteri; Syngnathiformes; Syngnathidae
Source: RefSeq, a predicted model, not a curated record
AUGGACAUGGACAUGAAAAAGAGGGUCCAUUUGGAGCUCAAGGACAGAAGUCCCGCCGAGGUGUGCGUAUUGGCGUUGGACACGUGUCGUUCGGGCGACGGCGAGGUGGACGGCGUGACCGAGGAGUUUUCGGCUCUGGAGGUUCUGCGCAUGGUCAACGUGGGCCUCAAGUCGCUAGCCAAAUUGCCUUCCUUGCCCAAACUGCACAAGCUGGACUUGAGCGACAACGCCAUCUGCGGAGGUUUGGAGGCGCUGGCCCAAAAAUGUCCCAACCUGACGCACCUUAACAUUAGCGGGAACAAGACUGUGGACAUGGCUGCCUUGGAGGCUCUGAAGCCCCUGAAGAAGCUCAAAACUUUGGAGGUGUUCGGUUGCGAGGCAGGCGUUCGGGACGACCACCGCGACGCCGUCUUCCGCCUCCUGCCGCAGAUCACGUACCUGGACGGGUUCGAUCGUCACGACGAAGAAGCGCCGGACUCGGACGACGGUGAGCCGCCGCCGAAUGGGUGGCGGAACGGCCCGGGAGAUAACGUUUUCUAUGUCGCAGACGACGGCGCCGGCCCGCACGACGAAGACGAUGACGGGAAUGUCUCUGAGGAAGAGGAAGAUGAGGUGGGCCUGUCGUACCUGAUGAAGGAGGGCAUCCAGGACGAAGACGACGACGGCGAUUACGUAGAGGAGGACGAUGAAGAGGAAGAGGAGGAGGAUGAUGAAGAUGGAGACGAGGAGGCGGUCCGAGGCGACAAGAGGAAGCGAGACGACGACGACGAAGACGACGAAGAUGAAGACGACCAAUAG